This is a messenger RNA of Drosophila persimilis, 3514 nucleotides long. RefSeq names its product cyclic nucleotide-gated cation channel beta-1 (gene CngB). The record is from RefSeq and is a predicted model, not a curated record. The transcript is spliced from 6 exons. Gene Ontology annotation, biological process: monoatomic cation transmembrane transport. Bases 270 to 3440 code for a protein of 1056 amino acids. Gene Ontology annotation, cellular component: intracellular cyclic nucleotide activated cation channel complex; plasma membrane. Gene Ontology annotation, molecular function: cGMP binding; intracellularly cGMP-activated cation channel activity; intracellularly cAMP-activated cation channel activity. NCBI's taxonomy places the organism in Eukaryota, Metazoa, Arthropoda, Insecta, Diptera, Drosophilidae.
UUAUAAGUGAGCUUAGUUCCACUGUACUUCACGUAGAAGUACAGAGCGCCUGCGUUGAUUUUGUUUUGCCAAGUGCAGGGCAUUUCCGUUGUCCAGUUCAUCUUUUCCUUCAGCGGCGGCAGGCGACUCUUUGUUUGGGGUCGAGAAGCAUCCACAGUAGCCAAUCCUUAUCCUGUGGGCCUUUGGACAAAACUAAGGCAACUGACCCUGAACCCUCCCCUCCCUGCGUUGACACUGAACUUGCUCGGAGCCAAAAACAAUCCACCAUAAUGACCAGCAUGGGACGCUUUCGCAUGCUGAACCAGCGCAGCGAGGAGCUCGAACUGGAGGCGAAUGCAUCGCUACUGAAGUCAUCGCCCAACAUUUUGGAGAACUUUUCGUACGACGAUUUCCAACUACCGAAGGCACACAAGCACCUCAAGCGGAUGGCGACCUCUCCAAUGUCCACGCCUACCACCAGCUCCGGCUACGAAUCGGGCAGGUCCAAGGAGGUGGCAGAGCCCAAGUUCUGCGACACUCUGGAGCGGCACGCCUUUAUGCGGAAUGUGAUCAACCGGCAGCCGGAGAGCGUGCGCCGCUACUCGAGUCCGGGGGAGAAGGAGGCUCAGGUGCGGCGCAGCCUGGAGGAGAUCUCCAAGGACAUCAAGGAGAUCGAACAGUUUGUUACGGCCACAGAGCAAAUGAUGCAGCGCGAGAACGAGUUGGAGAAGGAGCAGGUUCAGGUGCAGAUCCAAGCGCAGAUCCGGCGAAGCGACAAGGAGAACAAGACCCCGAGUCCCGUCAAGCGGAUCACCUACAAGAUCAAUGCCUACAAGGCCCCGCAGCGUCGCCAGCGUCCAAACAGUCCCCGGUUCUAUCACUCCCGGCUGUACUUCCGUAACGGUAGAAUUGGCUGUGUGGACGCCGCCGAACAGCAGAGCAAUAUCGGAGCAACCCAUGCCCUGGUCAAGCACAUACUGAAGCACGAGAAGCCGCUGGUAAGUCCGGACAGUGUGAGACGCAUCCUGCAGCCGGACAACUUGGAGAUGACGCCCCUUCCGGGGAUGGUUCCCAUGCCAGUAUCCGAUCUGGUGGCAGUACAGCGAGCCGAAGAGCUGGCGGCGGCCACGGGACAGGUGGUAUUUCCACUGGAGUCGUGUGACCAGCCAGCAGACGAGUCCCAAGACAUCCAGGAAGAGGACGAAGACGAACAGGACGUGCAGAUCUGCUACAACGAGUCGCCGGAGCUGCAGAAUGAGGAUCACAAUGUGAGUCGCCUGCGUUCGCCCUCCAUCAACGAGAGCGAGAUCGUAGCCGUGUUGGAACCUGAAAAGGAUCGGGAGCAGGAGCAUCAUCGCAAGCCGAGCAGCGCCGGCAGCCUGGAUUCGCAGGGCCAGCAGUUCCUACGCGACCAGGUCCGCCACCUGGUGCGACGCUUUACGGCCCGCGCCAACAAGGUCAAGUCCCGGAUCGAGCUGCCGCCCACGCCCUCGUCCAGCAACGCCAGCUCGCCCUCGCCUCCGCCGACGGCCCUGCAUGCGAGCACCAAGAGCCUGCAUCCCUCGCCGGAGCACAAGGUGCGUCUGGUGCCGGCUGGUUCUUCGCCUCAUCGCGGACGCCUCUUUGAGGCGGACACUCCUCGCUCCAAUGUCUGGCUCUGCUCCAGCCUGUGCGGCGCCAACAACGACGAAAGGACGCUGGAUCCACAGGGGAAGAUCUACAUCUCCUGGCUGUGUGUGGUGUCGCUAUCCUUCCUCUACAACGCCUGGGUCAUACCGUUGCGCGCCUCAUUUCCCUUUCAGACGAAGGAGAACACCAACAUCUGGCUGGCCUGCGACUUCUGUGCGGACAUCGUCUAUCUGCUGGAUGUGGUCUUCUUUAAGCACCGAGUUAUGUACCUCUUCGAGGGCUUUUGGGUGAAGAACAAGAACCUCACGAGGAAAAACUACAUGCGGAAGCUACAGUUUAAGUUGGAUCUUCUGGCUUUGCUGCCCUUGGAGCUGUUCUACCUGAAGCUAGGAACGGGCGCAGUCUGGUUGCGCUUCCCUCGCUUCUUUAAGAUACAAAGCUUCUGGGAAGUGUUCCGUCUGCUGGAUCGGGUGAUAUCAUCGCCGCAUUUUGUUCGCGUGGCCAAAACCCUCACCUAUAUGCUCUAUAUGAUCCACAUCACAGCUGCCCUGUACUACGCCUACAGUGACUAUCAGGGCUUGGGCAAGAACCGCUGGGUCUUCAGUGGCAAGGGACACCCUUAUGUGCGGUGCUUUGCCUUUGCCACCAAGACGGCCACAUCGAUAGGAAAAAAUCCGAAGCCGGAACGCCAGGGGGAGUACGUCUUCAUGACGGUAGCCUGGCUGAUGGGCGUCUUUGUGUUCGCCCUGCUGAUCGGACAGAUACGGGACAUCAUAUCCACGGCCACCAGGAACAAGCACGAGUACCGUCAGCUGGAGGACGAGACGCUGGAGUACAUGCGACGUUUGAAUCUAUCCCAAGAGGUGCAGUCAAGGGUCAAGAUGUGGUUCCAGUUCACCUGGGAGCAGCAGCGUACUUUGGAUGAAUCCAAUAUACUUGAUGCGCUGCCCAUUAAUCUCAAAACAGACAUCGCCAUCUCCGUACACAUUCAGACCCUGUCCAAGGUUCAGCUUUUUGCCGAUUGCGAGGAGGCGUUGCUGAGGGAUCUGGUGUUGAAGCUGCGGGCGGUCACCUUUCUGCCCAAAGACUUUGUCUGCCGCAAAGGGGAGGUCGGCCGCGAGAUGUACAUUGUAAAGCUGGGCCAAGUCCAGGUAAUGGGCGGUCCCAACAGCGACGUGGUUCUGGCCACCCUCACCGAAGGUUCAGUGUUUGGAGAGAUCAGCUUGCUGGGCAUCAACGGAGCCGAUCGUCGCACGGCCGAUGUGCGAUCCAAGGGCUACUCUAAUUUGUUUGUGCUGUCCAAGUCGGACUUGAACGAGGUAAUUGCAUACUAUCCCAACGCGCAGGCCAUCCUGAAGAAGCGAGCCCGUCAGCUGAUGCGAAAGAAUGCAGCCCGGGAACGCGAGGAGGAGCGAGAGCGUGCCCAGAGUGCCCUGCAAGCGGAUGUGGUCAUUGGCAAUCCCAAGACUCCAGAGACACCACCAAAACUUCUCCAGACUGUCAUACAGGCUUUGCCGUUUGAAUCGCCUGCCGUGGUGCUCAUCACACGGGGCUCGAAGCGAAUGCGUCGUAAGGGUCAGUCCCUUCAAAUGGAGACCAUAAUGGAGCCGAAGCUUGAGGUAACAGGCGAUCCUGAAUUGCCAGGACAGAAGAGCGGGAACGGAGAGAAUAGGAGCACAAGGACAGGGCGCUGUUCACCAGAUUUGCUUUCCUCCAUACAGCAGGAACUGAAGUCCAAGCACAAGUUCAUCAAUCUCACCGACUCGGAGAAGGCUCUGAUCAACCACUCGGCCAACAACUCCAUGGAGAACAUGAAGGUGGUGGAUCUGUAAGGCGUGGCCAAUUAUAAAUGUCUAAUUGUUGUAACAAAAUAUUCUGCGAUAUAUAAACAAUGUGUGUAUAACAA